GGAAAGCACAUGUAUACAUGUCAUUAAACAGGAACUUGACGUAUAGAUAUGCGAGGUUAUGGCAAACUUAAGAGAUCUACGCGAAGAAAUAAAGGAAGUUCAGAGAGACAGAGAGUUUAAUCUUCGGUGUAAGAUAUCAUCAUCGCAAUAUCAAAUACUGGAAUGUGUCAGGGCCAAAAAUGUGGAUAAGCUUAAGUCUAUUAUCAACAAAGGAGAAAGUCCAAACUUCAGAACUGAUUCGGGAGACACAUUACUGCAUAUUGUGGCUGCCAUGGGAUACAGUAAAGCUGCCAAUGAAAUUUUGAGGACACUUGUGUAUUUGGAUAUGCCCCUUGAUACUGCUGACAGGUUUGGACAGACUCCUCUCCACAUUGCUGCUGAGAGAAGUUUAGAAAUGGUGAAAGUUUUAUUAGAAGCAGGGGCAUCUGUGAAUCUUGAAGACAAUGCAGGAAGAACAGCUUUGAUGCAUGUCUGUUCGUGUUCUAGUGAGGAAGCUCUGCCCAUUGUCCACUGUUUACUGGACAGAAAUGCUAACAUCUUUUACCAGGAUCAGGACGGACACACAGCUUUACAUUGCUUAUGUUUGUCAAGACAAAAGAUGGCAGUAAAAGUAGAAAUAGCCUACAAGCUGUUGUAUGCUGGACUAUCAGCCACUGUUCCUGAUAAAACAGGAAAGAUGGCACUGUGUCAUGAGUUAUCUUCAGCCCUGAAGCCAAGAUUCAAGAAUCCCAAAGCCCAGCAAACAACCCUACUCAUCAGAAUACUAGUGAAGGCAGGCUCAAAUUUUAACCCUAAAAGCAACCAGCACAAAGCAUUCGUAAAACAUGUCUUAAAUUUGUACAGCGACUCUUACCAUCUUCAUAUUCUGAACGAAUUCGAGCCAGUUCUCUCCCUAACAGCUGUACACAAACUUUUACCCAUAAUCCCUAAAGACGAUGAAAAUUAUCAACAGCUUGUGAAGAUGUUGAGAAGGUUGUCACACGGAAUUCAGACACUGAAAUUCAUGUGUAGAAAUGCAUUAAGGACAGAGCUGAAAGGAAAAGUGUUGAUCAAAGUGGAUUAUCUCCCUUUGCCGAGGACGUUAAAGCAAUAUGUAUUGUUAGAAGAUGAGUCCUAAUGUUUUAAGUUAUUGUUCAAGGUAUGAAGUAGUAAUUAACUUUUUCUAUGAGUAUAUUGUUCUGACAAAUAAAUUGGUUGAAAUACAA
Molecule: messenger RNA, 1205 nt
Organism: Saccostrea echinata
Lineage: Eukaryota; Metazoa; Mollusca; Bivalvia; Ostreida; Ostreidae
Product: ankyrin repeat domain-containing protein 6-like
Exons: 6
Coding region: 59-1117 (352 amino acids)
Biological process (GO): intracellular signal transduction; negative regulation of delayed rectifier potassium channel activity; neuronal action potential
Cellular component (GO): membrane; axon initial segment; synapse
Molecular function (GO): transmembrane transporter binding
Source: RefSeq, a predicted model, not a curated record